ACAUUUGAUAUUAUUUUGAACUCACAAAUUUUUAGGUUAUUCUUGGAAAUUAUUUUUAUUUGUGAUUUUCUCAAUUGUUAUAAAAAAAAGCAAUGCCGCUGCCCCCAGCUAGUGGAACGGGCAAAUACUACGCCUUAGCCGCAAAAUCCAUUCGUUUAAUCCGCCAAGGAUGUACAAAUAGGCCAUUCUUUCACAUUUCAGUUACUCAGCGCAAACGUCUCAACAGCCAGCCAGUUAUAGAACAGUUGGGUACAUAUGACCCCAUGCCCAACAUCCACAAUGAAAAACUUGUUGCACUCAAUUUAGAAAGAAUAAAGUAUUGGUUAGGGCAAGGGGCACAUGUCACACCUCCCGUUGCCGAGUUAUUAGGUUUAGCAGGAUUCUUUCCAAUCCAUCCACGAACAUAUAUGACUGCUUGGAGAAAUAGGAAAGCAGAAAAAGAAAGAAUAAUAAAAGAAGCAGAAGAAGCUGCUAAAAGUUCAUAGAUUUAAGACAUGUAGUUUUUAUAAUAGUUAAUAAAAUUGUAGAUAAUGUUA
Messenger RNA from Zerene cesonia (dogface butterfly), 536 nucleotides. It is a transcript of the gene mRpS16, whose product is annotated as probable 28S ribosomal protein S16, mitochondrial. The record is from RefSeq and is a predicted model, not a curated record. Gene Ontology annotation, molecular function: structural constituent of ribosome. The coding region runs from base 93 to 485 and encodes 130 amino acids. The transcript has 3 exons. NCBI's taxonomy places the organism in Eukaryota, Metazoa, Arthropoda, Insecta, Lepidoptera, Pieridae. Gene Ontology annotation, cellular component: ribosome; mitochondrial small ribosomal subunit. Gene Ontology annotation, biological process: mitochondrial translation.